ACAGAGUUGAUUUCCAUUACCGAGGUAUAUUAGGAUGGGGAACUGUUUUUGUCUUGUUUUCCUGUGGCUCAGUGUUUCCAUAAUAUUUCCCGCUGUGGAGCAUGCUGAGGUUGGCUCCAGUGAGAUGGCAGCAAACCCUUCCAACCCAGUCCUGAGCCUAGCACCUUACACCCUUGAUGACAAAUAUAAAGGCUGUACGAAAGUCAUGAAGAACAACCUCAAGUCUCUCCUUGAGACGGAGCUGGCAAUCACUCCAAAAUAUAAAGAAACGUGGAAAGCGUCCCUGCGAACGUGGCGAAAGAGGAAGGAUUCACAUUCUUUGCCUCGGAAUGUAACAGAGUUUGCUGAAAUGGCUAUCAUGGCAUAUACAUACGGCAACCCUUCAAUCUACGAAGAAUUCAAUACUGCUACCCGAACGGCAGGAAAGGCCCCCAGAGAAUAUGCAGCCUAUCCUUUCAAAUCCCUGCAUUUCCUCUUAACGUGGGGAGCCAAAGCAUUCCAGUCAACCAAGCCGAAAUGUACGAGGGUCUACCGAGGCACCGAAGUGAAAUUUUUCACCACAAAGAUAUUCCGGUUUGGACAGUUCACCUCCACUUCAGAGAGAAGAACCAUAGCAGAGUUUUUUGGGACGAUAACCUUUUUCAAUGUGUUCACCUGCGAGGGCUACUCAAUAAGUGAGAUGUCUAGAAUUAAAUUUGAAGAUGAAGUGCUAAUUCCUCCUUAUGAGCUCUUCCAGGUCACCUCGGUUAAAGACACUAAAAAUGGCAAGAUCGUAAACGCCAAGUCUGUGGGAAGCUGCAGCAACCACAACUGCGCUUUCGUGGGGAAAGGGUGGAAUGGUACCAUGGCCUGUCCUGAGCACCAAGGUAUGUAG
Messenger RNA from Sphaerodactylus townsendi, 874 nucleotides. RefSeq names its product erythroblast NAD(P)(+)--arginine ADP-ribosyltransferase-like. Gene Ontology annotation, molecular function: NAD+ poly-ADP-ribosyltransferase activity; NAD+-protein-arginine ADP-ribosyltransferase activity. The transcript has 3 exons. Bases 35 to 874 code for a protein of 279 amino acids. Lineage: Eukaryota; Metazoa; Chordata; Lepidosauria; Squamata; Sphaerodactylidae. The record is from RefSeq and is a predicted model, not a curated record.